UUGAUAUUCUACUCAAUCCUCUGAAUAAUCAAUAUAUAAAAAAACACAUCCGUUGUUAUACAUUAGGGUAAAACUCUGUUCAUUUCAGAUUCCAACCCUCUUGUUGCAGGAACCACAGGAACACCAUGUCAUGCCGCAAACUGUUUGUUUUACCAUUCCAUUUUCGCAAUGCCUAUUCAACCCUUAUCAAUACCCAUGCUUAUUCUCAGAACCUCUUUUCACACUUUGCCUCCACCAAAUUUAACAUUUCUGCGGCCCACAUCACUCGGAUGUUUAAACUAAAUCCCCAGUUGCAGAGGCUUCAAACCCUCGACAAGGUCGAGCAGUUUGUUGAUAUGUUGAACAGAUGCGGAUGCUCUAAAGUCCAAAUUGCUAAGAUAAUGAUGGCACGCCCGCAAAUGAUCAGCACAAGUGUAGAAAGAAUAUCGGAACCCAAAAUCAAACUGCUGGAAGAUUUCGGCUUUCAAGGUGAAACUCUGGCGAAGCUUUUGGCGAGCAAUCCAACCAUCUUGAGCCUCAGCCUCGAGAACACCCUUCUUCCCAAGAUGGAGUUUCUUAAGAAUCUAUUUCAGUCCCAGGAGUUCCUCAUCAAAUACCUGCUUAGAGCUCCUUCCAUUUUAUGUUGUAACCUGGAGAAGACCCUGAAGCCCUCGGUUGUUUUCUGGGAGAGAUGGGGUUUUCAGGGCACGGAGCUCUUCCGACUCUUAUCGAUAAGACCGGCCAUUCUGCAACGCUCUUCUCUAACGCCUGACCAAGCUGAUCUCAUUCGGGAGAUUGGCGUCGACAAAGAAAGCAAGGCGUAUAAAUAUAUUGUUAAUGUAGUAGCUACUAGCCGCAUGGAAACGCUAAAGGCCAAGAUAGAGAAUCUCCAGCUUUGCGGGCUCUCGGUUGAAGAAACCUGGCAACUAUGUCGGGCUGUACCUCAAGCCCUUUAUUACUCCAGGGUAAGAGUUCGUGAAACGAUGAACUUUGUAGUUAAAGACAUGGAGCUCCCUGCAAAUUAUAUAGUGAAGCACUCCUGCUUGUUGCAUUUAAAUUUGGAAAAGAUUAUUAGGCCCAGGUUUCUAGUUUGGCAGAAAAUCAAAGCCAUGAAUGGCCCGAGCCUUUCUCUUUUGUCAGUAUUGAUGAUGACAGAGGAAAGGUUUGUUAGAAAUAUUAUCAGAGGACAUCCUGAAUCUACAACACUGUGGACUAUUUAUGAAAAUGCCAUCUCUAAGGCCUCCAACCACGCAAAGAGCUCAUUCCACUGUUAAUUUGUAUUUUUGGGAAUGAGACUGAGAGUCGGGACACAAAGACCACAACAAACAUAUUUAUCCAGUCUUUAGCAGAAGGUAGGCAGGCCACCCUUAUCGAGGUGUUGGCUGUGGGUACUUUACAUUUCUAGAGCCACGAUAUUCAGCAACAGAAGCUACGCCCAUAUUCCCCUGCCAUGCAUUCUGUGUCUAAUUGUUCUUCAGGCAAGAGGCAGGGUUUAUUCCAGGGUUUUGUGAGUAUGAGUUAUGUUGCAGCCUGUUUGAAAGCCAAGGGCAGAGGAGUCUUGAAGGUUCUCUCAUGCACAAAGUGGCCAUCUGCAAAAUUGUAAUAAAGGAGGAUUUGUUUUACCACAACAAAAUAUUGGAAAAUGACAGGCUGAGAAAACAGUUAUAGAGAAUUUGGAGCGAAAGUGAUGUAACCCUCUGAUACUUGUGAAAUCUGGAACUGUUUGCUGAUUUUGAUAUUAUUCUCUCCGUUUCAAAUUACAACGGAGGCAAGUUCACCAAAAGAUUGCAUGUA
Molecule: messenger RNA, 1773 nt
Organism: Cryptomeria japonica (Japanese cedar)
Lineage: Eukaryota; Viridiplantae; Streptophyta; Pinopsida; Cupressales; Cupressaceae
Product: transcription termination factor MTERF8, chloroplastic-like
Exons: 2
Coding region: 126-1253 (375 amino acids)
Biological process (GO): regulation of DNA-templated transcription; chloroplast organization
Cellular component (GO): chloroplast
Molecular function (GO): double-stranded DNA binding
Source: RefSeq, a predicted model, not a curated record